Dunckerocampus dactyliophorus (ringed pipefish) is the source of this 4062-nucleotide messenger RNA. RefSeq names its product unc-45 myosin chaperone B (gene unc45b). NCBI's taxonomy places the organism in Eukaryota, Metazoa, Chordata, Actinopteri, Syngnathiformes, Syngnathidae. The coding region runs from base 289 to 3081 and encodes 930 amino acids. Gene Ontology annotation, molecular function: Hsp90 protein binding. The record is from RefSeq and is a predicted model, not a curated record. The transcript is spliced from 21 exons.
AUAAGCCCCCCUCCCCUCCCGCCAUUUGCUAGUGAGUUCUCAGCUGUCUGUGCCCCAAAUAGACCUUAUCAGGAGGAGACCAUCUUUGACGGAGGGCUUGUAUCUUGGUGUGACCCCCUUUCCGUCGCAAAUGGUCCACCUUGAGUCGGUCACACCUCAUUGUGACGACUAAUAUAAAUAGGGGUUUCUUUGGGGUAACAUUACAAAUACAGGCACAGUGUCAAUCUUAACUGACAGAAGUUCUGGAAACAGAAAUUGGAAGAAAUACAGUUUUUAAAGAGCAACAAGAUGGGAGACCCAAUCCAGUUAAAAGAUGAAGGAAACACACAUUUCCAAGCAGGAGAUAUUGACAAGGCUAUUGAGUGUUACACAAAAGCCAUCAAAGUGUGUCAGGACAAGAAGGUGCUGGCUAUCAUUCACAGAAACAGAUCUGCUUGCUAUCUAAAAAAGAAAAAUUAUUCCAGUGCGGCCUCCGAUGCAUCCAAAGCCAUUGAUGUUGAUGCGGCUGAUAUCAAAGCCUUAUACAGGCGUUGCCAAGCUCUGGAGAAGCUUGGAAAACUGGACAUGGCCUUCAAGGAUGUACAGAGAUGUGCAACUAUUGAACCAAAGAAUAAGACCUUCCUGGAGACUCUCCGCAGGCUAGGGGCUGAAAUCCAGACUAAGCUCAAGACAACAUUCUCCACAGACUCAAGGGUACAGAACAUGUUUGAUAUUCUCCUCGAUGAAGAAAUGGAAAAGGACAAGAAAGAAAAGGCUGCCAACAACCUGAUUGUACUGUCCAGAGAAGAUGCGGGAGCAGAGAGAAUCUUCCAGAAUAAUGGUGUGCCUCUGCUUCUAAACAUGAUUGAGACAGGCAAACCAGAGAUGAUCCUGGCUGCUGUUCGUACUCUUUCAGGAAUGUGCACAGGACACAAAGCUCGGACAAUGGCCAUCAUUCACAUGGUGGGCACUGAUAAGUUGUGCAGCAUUAUGGCGCUUGACAAUGAGGAGAUCGCACUGGCAACAUGCAACCUCUUCCAGUGCAUCAACGACUCCCUCACAGGCGGGGAUAAAAGAGAAUAUGGAAAGGAAGAGGCCUUGGUUUUAGAUGCCUCCAAAGACCUGAAGACCAUUCUUUUGUCUCUGCUGGAGAUGGUUGGCAGUAAAAAGGUAUCUGGCCACGGCAGAGACCAGGCGCUGAACCUUCUGAGCAAAAACGUCCCUCGCAAAAUAAGGAAAGAUCCUGACAACUCUCGGACCCUCUUCACCAUUGACCACGGUCUGAAGAAGAUCCUCAAGGUGUGCGGUCAGGUUCCUGAGCUUCCCGACCAGUUGCCCAUGACUGAUAACACACAGCUGAUUGCCAGCGUGCUCCUCAACCGCCUCUAUGAUGACCUCACAUGUGACCCAGAAAGAAACAACUUCAGAGAUGUUUGUGAUGAAUACAUCAAAACCAAAAUAGACCCUAACGACAUGGACAGAACAAUUCACGCCAUCAACGUGAUCUCAGGACUGCUGCAGGGUCCAUUUGAUGUUGGUAAUGCCUUGGUCGGAAGGCAAGGCAUCAUGGAGAUGAUGGUGGCUCUAUGCGGCUCUGAACGUGAAGUGGACCAGAUGGUUGCAGUGGAGGCACUUAUCCAUGCCUCCACAAAGAUGAGCCGCGCCAGCUUCAUCAUCACCAAUGGUGUGUCACUGCUUAAGGACAUCUACAAAAAGACCAAAAAUGAGAAGAUUAAAAUACGCUCGCUGGUGGGUCUCUGCAAACUGGGCUCAGCAGGAGGUGAUGAUUAUAGUUUGAGACAAUUUGCUGAGGGCUCCACUGAGAAGUUGGCCAAGCAGUGUAGAAAAUGGCUUUGCAAUCCCCAGAUCGAUUCCAAAACAAGGAAGUGGGCUAUCGAGGGUCUGGCAUACUUGACUAAUGACGCUGAUGUCAAAGACGACUUUGUUGAGGAUGAGCAGGCACUCAAAGCCAUGUUUGAACUGGCCAAGUCUAAAGACAAGACCAUCAUAUAUGCAGUGGCCUGCACUUUGGUAAACUGCACCAACACCUAUGACAAGAAAGAGAUCAUCCCCGAGCUGGUGCAGCUGGCAAAGUUCUCAAAGCAGCAUGUGCCCGAGCAGCAUCCCAAGGACAAGAAGGACUUCAUUGAGAAGAGAGUGAAAAGACUGCUGAAAGCUGGAGUCACAUCUGCUCUUGCUGUCAUGGUCAAAGCAGACAACUCCAUCUUGACGGACCAGACCAAGGAAAUGCUCGCAAGGGUUUUCUUGGCACUGUCAGAGGAUCCCAAAGAUCGUGGUACUCUUGUUGCCCAAGGCGGGGGAAAGGCUUUGAUACCUCUGGCACUGGAGGGAACAGAGGCAGGAAAAGUGAAGGCCUGUCAUGCCCUUGCCAAAAUUGCAGCCAUUUCAAACCCAGAGAUCGCUUUCCCUGGCGAAAGGGUGUAUGAGGUGGUGAGGCCUUUAGUCAGCCUCCUUCACACAGACAGAGAUGGAAUGCAGAACUUUGAGGCUCUAAGAGGCCUCACUAACUUUGCGGGUUUCAGUGAAAAACUAAGGGUAAAGAUUGUGAAAGAGAAUGCUCUGCCUGAAAUUGAGAACUAUAUGUUUGAGGAACACGAGCAGAUCAGGCAGGCAGCCACUGAAUGCAUGUGCAACCUCGUGACAUGUAAAGAGGUCCAAGAGCGCUAUCUGGAAGACGGUAAUGAUAAGCUGAAGCUGCUGCUACUACUUUGUGGAGAGGAUGAUGACAAGCUUCAGAUUGCUGCAGCUGGGGCACUGGCAAUGCUUACCGCUGUUCAGAAGAAGCUGUGCACUAAGCUGACCCUCGUGAGUGCCCAGUGGCUUGAGAUCCUACAGAGGUUGUGUCUACACACCAACCCAAUGAUCCAGCACCGCGGUCUCGUGAUAGUGUACAACAUGCUCAACUCGGACGACAGCGAGCUGGCCAAGAAACUGGUCGAGAGUGAGCUGUUGGAAAUCAUGACCGUGAUUGGAAAGGCCGAGGACAACCCCAAGAGGCAGGAACCCAUUGAUGUGGCACGUACAUGCCUGGUUAAAGCUAUGGAACUGGGUCUCAUCAAGCCCUUCUCCAGCCCAUCUUAAACACAACAGCAACCAAUAUUUUUACUUUCCUUUUAUUACUUGUUUCCAACAGAUUUUCUUCAAAACUAAAGAAAUUAGUAAUUAUCAAUCUUACCAAAUUAUAUAGAAUAUUAUUAACAGAGUCUUGACAUCAUUGUAGCUUUUUAGAUAAUUAAACAAAGAAAUAAAAAAUGGGCCGCACGGUGGUCUAGUGGUUAGCAUGUUGGCCACACAGCCACAGUCAGGGGAUCGGAAAGACCUCCAAAUUUCAUCAAUUUGUGGAUUCUGGCAAAAAAGGAGAACGAUCCUCAAUAAUUAUAACAAAUCCAAAACUGCAGUCAGGAAGUUGCACACAAACAAAUAAAUCCACGCCAAAUAAAAACAUUAUCAGUGGAGGUAAUAAAAUUUGUGAUUUGUACAUCUGGCCCCAUAUAUUGUUUUCUUUUUUAAACAGUUUGUUACAGAUGUUUUUAAUAGUGUUUCUACCAAUAAAAAUCUCUUCUUGUUUGAGAAGACAUGACUUGCCCAAUUUAUGUUUUAAAUAUUUUUGUUAGUUUGUGAAUAUUAGGUCAUUGUAUUUGUAUUGAAUAGAUCAUAACAGGACUAUUCAGGUUGUCUUAGGUGACCUUUCGCCUGGGCUUCAUCAGUUCAUGCUCACGACUAGAUAGGACAGCUCGAGACCUUCUUACACCUUAUGUAACAAUGACAUCUUCCCCUGUAUGUGUCAGUUUUAAGGCUACAUUUUUAUGUUUUUUAGCUGCUGGUUUUAUUCAUAUAAAAAUAAAGGUUUUUUUUUCCAAAAUAAGUGCUAUUUCAUUUUUACUGCCCAUUUCAGCAACUAUUGGGACAGUAGUAGGGAUAAUAAGGCCAUUUUUAUUAUAUAGGCUUACAUGUACUGUAUGUACUGUACAUGUGUAUAGACUACAGAGUAGCAAGAUGUAAAGAUGUGCCAUUCAUCCUGCAAACAUUUUUUAACAUUUACAACAGCACAUAUCGCAUAAU